CCCAUCCACUUACAGUUCGAACUGCAGUUCUUGACUGCAGUCAGAACUGUGAACGGUGGACUGUGGACUGUUGAAAAAUGUUCACGUCAGUACGGACUGCAGUCGCGGACCGCAGUCCGUUCGGUGGCGUGGUUGUCGUGGUCAGUCUUUCCGGUGUUUUGCCGUAGGUGUGUACUUUGUAGUUAUUAUUCGUUAUAUUAUUUAUUAUAUUUUUAGUUAUAUUAUUCGUUUUGUGGCUGUAGGAAAAGUGCAUUCUAAGUUCUUAUCGUAUGUGAAGUUAAAGUGCAAUGUCUACGUUUGAAGAUUUGGCAGCAUACGCUGUAAUAGCGGUAGCUAUUAAAAAACGCAAGAAACGAAGGCAUCAAAUGUGGAAAAAAGAAUGGCUUCAGAGGAAGAGAUUUAACCACGUUCACCUUCUUAGGGAGCUUGAAGCAUAUCCUAGAGACUGGAAAAACUACUUAAGAAUGGACGAGAAAACGUACUUUGAUUUAUUACGUAUAGUAACACCAUUGAUUACCAAACAAGAUACAAAAAUGAGGGAAGCCAUCACACCACAUGAAAAACUGACUGCGACAUUGCGGUAUCUAAGCACUGGCAGAACAAUGGAAGAUUUAAAGUUUUCAACGAGAAUUUCCCCCCAAACAUUAGGAAGAAUAAUUCCAGAGACCUGCUCAGCUAUUGUCAAGGCCUUGAAUGACUAUUGCAAGGUACCGAAUACAGCCGAGGAGUGGAAACAAAUUGCACAGGAGUACGGGGAAAAAUGGAAUUUCCCCAACUGCCUAGGCAGCAUGGAUGGAAAGCAUAUAGCCAUAACACCACCACCUGGAAGUGGUUCUUACUUCUAUAACUAUAAGGGUUUCCAUAGUCAGGUACUUUUUCUGCAUUGCUAG
Molecule: messenger RNA, 890 nt
Organism: Homalodisca vitripennis (glassy-winged sharpshooter)
Lineage: Eukaryota; Metazoa; Arthropoda; Insecta; Hemiptera; Cicadellidae
Exons: 2
Coding region: 288-890 (200 amino acids)
Source: RefSeq, a predicted model, not a curated record